UCCGUGGCUCUGGAAUCCAACUUGAGGCCAAAUCUGCAACCUCUGGAGCAUGACUUGAGGCCAGAUCUGCAACCUCUGGACACGGCUCUGGAAUCCACCUUCAGGCCAGAUCUGGGACCCUUGGACACGGCUCUGAAGGACAAUUUGAGGCCAGAUCUGUAACCUUUGGACACGGCUCUGAAGGACAACCUGAGGCCAAAUCUGUGACCCUUCCAUGGCUCUGGAGGACAACCUGAGGCCAAAUCUGUGACCCUUCCAUGGCUCUGGAAUCCAACUUGAGGCCAAAUCUGUGACCUCUGGAGCACGAUUUCAGUCCAGAUCCGUAACCUCUGGCCAAAGCCAAAGGGAUUUGGGGUCCUGGCGACUCCCAACCCGUAGGAUGUCCCCGUGCUCCGUGCUGGACAUGCCCCCAGCAUCUCCCCAGCCCCAGGACGGGCACUUUUGGCCCAUCCCGGUGUUUCUCCCGUUCCAGUUUCGCCCGGAGCGGGCGGCUGGAGCCUUUCAUGGGUGACGGGGCGGCCUCGGCGAACAAAGGGCGCUUUCUUCACCCGCACGGGGCAGAGCACACCUGCCCGCCUUGGCACCGCCGCCGGUGCCCCCGGGGCUGGGCGGCACCGCCGAUUCCCGGUUCCCGGGCGGUUCCCGGGCGUCAGCAGCCCCGGCAUCCCUCCCGCCCGCCCAGUCGCUGCCGGAGCCGGCGGAGGCUGCACGCUGGUGGGGAGCCGAGUCACCGCCACCCUCCUUGUCCCGUCCUCAUCGCCGCACGAUGCUCAGGGCUGCCUAGAGCCGGGGAAGGUCCUGCUGGUGCUGCCGCCGCUCCCUGGGUCCCCUUGUCCCCAAAUCCCAGCCCGCCGGGAGCCGCAGCUCGCAGGACGAAAGGCAGGAGGAGCACGGAGCUUCCCAAGCCAAUGGAUCAAAAAGUCCAGCUCCAGCACGAGAAGAACAUCCCCAGGGCCGCCAGGGCGGCUUUCUGCCUCCUCCAGAUCCCGGAGCCGGACCCCUUCAGCCUGUGGGUUUAGGUGCUCCCGGAGCCCGCCCGGUUUCGCCUCUCCGGGACCCGGUGGCACCGGCGGAGACCCCGCUCGUCCUCGGCCCCGGGGUCCCUGAUGGACCCUCCAGGAUCCCGCCUGCCCGGCCCGGCGCUGAGCACCACAUGAGUGUCGGAGCAGCAUGGCCAGCGACGCCAGGAUGGGGGAGACCCCGGCGCGGUGGAGAAGAGCCCCGGAGGCAGCGCAGGACCCGCGGGGGAUGGAGAGCAGCGGGAUGCUUUUACCCCCAAGCGCCGCUGCCCAGCUGGGACUCCCGGCCUACCCGGAGCCCGGCAAACUGAGCUACGGCACGGAGAAAGGAUGGCCCUGGAGGGGCUCCCAUGGAUGUUCGGGACCCGUCCGGGAGCUCGCCGGCCUGGGCUGCCCCUACCCGGCCGCCCUGUGCCGCCCCAAGGCCGGAGCCGAGCUCCCCCCGCUGCUGCCCCCCCGGAACGGGCAGCCCAAGGCGGGUUGGGGGGAGCCCUGCAAGGAGCCCCCGGGGCCGCGCUGGGCCGAGGCCGUGCUGGCCCCGCUGGCGCUUUACAGCCACGCGUACCACCGCUACCCGCUGCCGGUACCGGGGCUGGACGCGCCGCGCCCCGGCAUCACCGGCAAGCCCCGCGGUGCGACGGGGGAGGCGGCCGGAGACCCCCCGGCUUUCCGCCACUGCCCCUUCCUCGUGGAGACCGAGCACAGCCCCUUCCUGCUGUCCUCGCUGCUGCCCACCGCACCCCCGGCCGAGCCCCCGUUCGGCGGGGCGGGCGCGGAGGGACCGGGGGCGGUGGGGGCCGGCCCGGACUGGCGUUUGGGCCCCUACGCGGCCGCCUGGGGUCAGCCCCUCUACAUGGGGGUCCCGCCGAGGGGCGAGGCGGCUCCGGGCCCCUUGGAGUGCCCCGGCUCGGGGAACAAGGAGUUUUACGCCAAGAAAGGAGCCGGAUUCCACCCCUCGACCAAGAACCGCGCGGCGCCGCAGCUGCUGGGCAAGAGCCGAGCGGGGCAGGACAGAGGCGGGGAGGGGGAGCCGGAGCUGCCCGGAACCCCGCGGGGGGAUGGCCGGGCGGGGGGCAGCUCGGCGGUGCCCCCUCCCCAUCCCCGCACGCCUCCCCCCGGCUCCAGCCACCCCCUGUUCCUCCCGCAGCCCGCCUCGGGGGGCUGCGGGGGGCUCUGGGUGGGCUCACGGCCCCACGGUGCUGAUUUUACCGCGGACACCGGGCCGGGCCGGCCCUCGGAACCCAAAGAUGAGCGCCCGGGCUACCGAAACGCCCGGCCCGGCUCGCCCCCGGUGUGCGGGGAGCCCAACCCCUCGGCUCUGCCGGUGGAUGGGCACUACCCAGCGGCUCUGGCCAAACCGGAGCCCCCCCCGGGCUGUCUGUGCCGCACCCCGAGCUGCGAUGGGUGCCCGGGGGUGCCCAACCCCUUCGAGCCCACCCUGGGCACGGCCGGGGGGCGUUUUCCGUGCCCCCCCAGCAACCACACCAAGCUGAAGAAGACGUGGCUGACGCGGCACUCGGAGCAGUCGCUGCCUCGCUCCAAAGCUUCCCGGCGGGACGGGGGUCCCGAGACCCCCGGGGAGGGCAAACGCUCGGCCAAACGCCCCCACGGCACCCCCGAUGGGCUCCGCUCUGCCGGAGAGGGCGCCGGGCCGGCCAAGAGGGGCACCGAGGCCGCGGCGUGCCCGGGGGAUGGCACGGAGGGCGCGGGGCACCCCGAGGAGAGGAGGAUGGAGCUGGGAGAUGAAGACGCGCCGGGCCGUGCGGGGGAGCGGCGGUGCCUGCAGAGCCUGCCCUGCACGGCGCUGCCCCCCACCAUCCCCCGCUGCUGUGCCUGCGCCCCCCGCACCAGGGGGGACCCCCGGGCCGAGGAGGAGGAGGAGGAGCCCCCCGAGAGCACCUGCAGGCUGCUGCACUUCCGCAGGCUGGCCCUGGGGGACCGCGGGGAGCUGAGCGCCGCUGGCCUCUGCAGCCUGGCGGAGGCCGAGGGGGAUCCGCCGGACGGGGCUGGCCCCGAGCCGGGGCUCCGGAGCGUGGGGAGCGCGACCGUGGGGAGCAGAACCGUGGGGAGCAGAACCGUGGGGAGCAGCCUCUGCCUGGCCAAGUACCUGCUGGGGGUCCUGGGGGACCCUUUCUGCGCCGCCGUCCGCAGGGACAGGGACGCGUGGCCCGGAGCCCCCGGCGGGCCCGGGGGGGUGACGGGCUGGAGGAGGGGGGAAGGAGCCCCCCAGCUCUGUGACGCCUGCCAGCGUGGCUUCUUCAACUCGCACUGGAGCUGCGCCAGAUGUGGCUUCCAGCUGUGCCCCGACUGCCACCGCAGCGGGCGGGAGGAGAGUGGCCCUGAGGGUCCAGCGGAGUGCAGCCCCGGGCGGGACCACCGCGUGUCAUCGCUGGUCCCCACGCAGUUCGUCCCCACCGGCGUCCUGCGCGGCUCUGGAAGCUCCUACACGAGGUCAGGGCCAAGUUUGGCAUCGAGUCGCACUGUCCCUGCGGGGAGGGGACAGCGGAGCAGAGCCCGGCGGAGCCCCCGGGUGGGCAGGAGCCGCCGGGGGCCGCGGUGCCCACCCUGCCCCUCCGCAGCCACGGCCCCGCCGACCCCUCCCGGCCCACCGAGGAAGAGAGCCCCGAGCGGGGGGCGCCGUGCCCGGGGCAGCCCCCGGAGCGGGGGGGGGCCCGCGCAGGCCGCGACCCUCCGCGACCUCCUGGCCUCCACCGCCGUGAAGCUGUGCCCGGGGCAGGACGGGGUGCGCAUGGCCUUCGCCCCCGUGGCACCGGCGCUGCCCGGCGACGAUGGGCUGAGCAGCAUCCUGGACACCAUCAUCGCCCGCGUGGUGGAGAGGAAGAUCCAGGAGAGGCCGGCGGGGCCCGGGCAGAGCCCCCCCGGCUCCCCGCAGCCCCCCGCGUCCCCCCGCACCCUCACCCCCAGCGGGCUGCUCUGGCUGCGCCACCCCAGCGACUACAAAUCCUUCCAGGAGCACUGGAGGCAGGGCCAGCCCGUGCUGGUGUCGGGGCUGCAGAAGAAACUGGAGCCGCGGCUCUGGGCGCCCGAAUCCUUCCAGCGCUCGGGGCAGGAGGAGGAGGAGGAGGAGGAGGAGGUGGAGGCGGUGAACCUGCGGGCACCGCCGAGCCGAGUCCGGAUCAGCAGCCGCGAGUUUUGGGGUGGCUUUGCCGCCAGCGCAGCGUGCCCCGAGCAGGAGCAGGGCAGCGGGGCCCUGCUGAAGCUGGAACGCGGCUUUGGGGACACGGAGCUGAGCCGGGUCACCAACCUGCGGGCCAGCCUGCCCCUGCCCGAGUACUGCGGGGCCAGCGGCCGCCUCAACCUGGCCACCUUCCUGCGGGGCCAGCGCCGGCUGCGCCCGCGCCUCUGCGCCGCCUACGGUGCGCAUCCUCAGGAGCGGAAUUUGGGCACCAAAGCGCUGACGGUGGAAGCGCUGGACUCCAUCAGCGUCCUGACCCACGCAGCGCCGGCUCCGCGGGAGCCGCUCCUGGCAGCGGACGCGGCCGAGCUGGAGGCGCCGCUGCGGGAGCGGCUGCGGGGCAGCGGCGGGCGCGGUGCCCUGUGGCACAUCUUCCGCGCCGAGGAUGCCACCCGGAUCCGCGAUUUUCUGCUCCAGGCAGCCCCGGAGCCGGGGCAGGGCGGGGAGGCAGCGGCGGAGCCCACCGGGCGUUAUUUGGAAGCGGAGCUGCGGCGGCGGCUGCGGGAGGAGCGCGGGGUGAGCGGCUGGAGCCUCCUGCAGCUCCCGGGGGACGCCGUGCUGGUCCCCGCCGGGGCUCCCCACCAGGUGCGGAGCCUCAGCGGCACCAUCAGCGUGGAGCAGCAGUUCCUGUCCCCGGAGAGCGCCGUGCGCCUCCGCCAGCUCGGUACCGGGGCUCCGCCGCACCUCCGUGCCCAGGUGGGGGUUCUGGGGGAAAUUUGGGGGGCUCGGGGUGGGCUGAGCGGGGGGCUGAGCCCCAUCUUUGCGCCCUCGCAGCUGGACGGGAUGAUGCUCGCCGCCGUGCGGGAGGCACUGGAGGUCCUGCGGGGCUGCCAGUGAGGGAACGGAGCGAUACCGGGAGCACCGGGCACCGGGGGGACACCGGGAGCACCGGGCACGGAGCGACACCGGGAGCACGGGGGGA
Messenger RNA from Taeniopygia guttata (zebra finch), 5137 nucleotides. NCBI's taxonomy places the organism in Eukaryota, Metazoa, Chordata, Aves, Passeriformes, Estrildidae. The record is from RefSeq and is a predicted model, not a curated record.